UGAUCUCCCCUCCACUCCCCGCUGACCAGAGAAAACACCCGAUAGCGAAUGCGAGAGGGGAUUUAAAUUGAACAAAAACCCGUCCGCUUUAGUUGACGGACAACGCUGCCGUCUGCCUUCUCACGCUGGUUGGCGUCGGCCGCUGGUUCUUGUUUCGGAGCUACAGCUAAGCGUUAGCGCAGGGCGGCGUUAGCUGGGCUGUAAUGUCGGCACGGUUGGACUUGUUUUCCCCCGUAGACCUCGCUUCCUGUUAGCCUCGGGCUCGCUGGAAAAUCGAAAUUAUGUUAAUGAACGAGCGGGUUUAGUUAGCCAACACAAAAGAGGGGGUGUAACUUUGCUAUGUGCGAUAGCCUGUCCUUCCACCUGACUUCUGUUUUUCCUUAUAAAUCUAUGCUGUUAACUUUUAUUUAAUGCCCCUUAUCCGGGUUAGUUUGCUAGCGCGUGCCAGCUAGCCAUCUUUGCUCGGGUUCACGGCUUGAACUGUUAAACUUGGUUAGUUUUUCUUUUUACGACAAAGAGCAGGCGAUUUUAAGUUGAUGGUUAAUAUAUGCGAAGGCAGCGAGCUCACUUGUGCCUAUUAAAUACUUUAAAUUCCCGUGACGGUGUUUACUGUGUAAAUACCAACGGCUUGUUCUGCUACUUGUCGAUUUAUUUUGAAGAAUACGUGGAAACUACUCUGGAUAUUUUGAUUACAAUAAUAAAAAAAGGAAAUCAAAUAGGAAUUGUAAAUUUCAUGCAGUGUUAGUGGAUUGAUGCAGAUAGUAUUUGCAUUUUAUUUGACAUCGGUUCUUCCUUCAAUCUGCAGCUUCCAGGUUUGAUUUAUCUUUAUAUUCAUUUAGAUGCAGUUUAGAGGAGCUAAUAUUUAGAAGUAUUUAGUAAGAUAGCGGUAGCCUCUCCUCAUCCAUCUAUCCACCACCUCCUCUCCUGCCAUGGAUCCCCCCAGGACUCGGUCGCGCUCUCGAUCUGGUUUCUAUCACUUUUCAAUGAACGGCAGCGUUGCGGGAAACGACGGAGGCUUGAUGAACGCCAGUGGAGGAGGGGUGAGCUACCCGCCGCCGAGUAACCCCGGCUGGGCACCGCACCACGGAGGACGGAGCUUCCCGGAGGGCCAGCAGCAGCAACAACCGCUGCCGCCGCCUCAGCAACACGCCCAGGGGAGCUACCUGUCCGCUGGGGUGCAGCGCCACUCCGCACACGGAGCUCACCGACACCCCGGGGCAGGAGGAGUGCUGCAUUUUCACCCAGAUAAUGUGUGCAACGAGGAUCGAGACAAAAUGGAGGACAGCCCGAGCCCCAAAAGGCAGCGUCUUUCCCAGCAGUCCAUGUUAGACCUCGGCCCGGCUCCUCAGUCCACUCCCUCCUCCCCCAUUCGGCCGUGGGAGCUUCCCCCCAGCCGCAGAUCCCACCCCCACUACAUGCCCGAGAGAUGCCACACACCCGUCAGAAACCGCCGCAGUCCUCCAAUGAGACGCCAGCGUGGCCGGAGAGACCGUUUGACUCGCCACCACCACCACUAUAACAGCAACAACAAUCACCAUCACCACCCAAACAGCCACCAUCAUCACCAUCUGCACUCCCACCAUGGCCCGUCGCAGGGACAUCAGGAUGAGAACUACCGGCACCCGGCUCCUCCUCAGGGUUACCCACCCUACAGCCAGCAGCCUCCCAGGGGGCCAAUUCCAGGCCCUGAAGACCGCCCAGGUUACCAUCCUCCUAACCCCUCCCCUAGGCCCCUUCAUCAUCAAUCACCAAACCUGUCUCCCAGGCUGCUGCACCCUGGCGCCCAUCCACAGCACCCACAUCCCCACCCAUCCCAGCAACAGAGCAGUGGGGUCCUAGAUCUGCAGGAGCAGGGUCCAGUUUCGGUAUCAUAUCCUGUGUCCCCUCCGGGUAUGCCACCAGGCCUUCCCCCCCGCUCUGCUCCGCAGCAGAUCCCAGCAUGCUCUGUGGUUUUCAGCGGGCAGCAUUAUCCCGUCUGCAGUGUCCCUCCUCCUGUUCUGCAGACUUGUUCCGUUCAGCAUCUGCCCAUGCCCUACCCGUUCCCGUCAUUGCUGUCCAGUGACCCUACUUUCCUGAUUCCUCCUCCUCACCUCACCCACCCUCCAACGCAUCUCUCCCACCACCCGCCACACUUGCCGCAGGCCGCCCAGUUUGGACCUUACCCAGCACAGCAGGCCCGAUCGCCUUUACAGAGAAUAGAAAAUGAUGUGGAGCUGCUGGGCGAGCAUCUGUCUCUGGGUGCUGGGCUUCACUACUCCCCAGCUGCACACCCAGCCCUCACCCCACACUCUACACCCCUCCACUUCCUCUCCCAUGAGCCCCUGACACAGGAGUUUUUUGGAGUGUCUUAUCCAAACUUCAUCCCUCGACGUCUCCCAGGGCGGCGGUACCGUUCCCAACAGCUUCCACCUUCGCCUUAUCACCCCAGCCUCCUGCCUUACGUGCUAUCAAUGCUGCCAGUCCAGCCCACAGGUCCUGCAAUCAGCCUGGAGCUGGAUGUAGAUGAUGGAGAAGUGGAGAAUUAUGAGGCCCUCCUCAAUCUUGCGGAGCGCCUGGGAGAGGCCAAACUCCGAGGACUGACCAAGGGGGACAUUGAACAACUCCCUUCCUAUCGCUUCAACCCAAAUAACCAUCAGUCUGAGCAAACACUGUGUGUGGUAUGUAUGAGUGAUUUUGAAUCCCGUCAACUGCUGCGAGUUCUUCCCUGCAGUCACGAGUUCCAUGGGAAGUGUGUCGACAAGUGGCUGAGGGCCAACAGGACGUGUCCUAUCUGUCGAGCCGAUGCCUCGGAGGUCCAGCGAGACUCGGAGUGACCACAGGAGGGAGCCAUGCACUUCCUGCCUUCGGUCUAACUCAUCUAGCACUGCCUGCUCCUGAUGGACACACAGACACAUGCAGCGUUACCUUUCAUGUUGGUGGAGCACUUUAUUCUCCAUGGUCGUUUCUUUCUUUGAUAAAUAUUUUAUUGUACAUUUAAUGUUUUCUUCAAACCUAAAAACUUGUCACACUCCUUUCCUUUCUGUACAUGCACAAUGUUUAAGUGAAUGACUCGCCUUCCUGCAGUAGUGUGUGAGUGUGUGUGGGUCUGCAUACAAACAUUGAUCUGCUCUAUAAUGCAGGGAUUUGGUACACGAGUGUUUGUGUUUGUAGAUGUGGGAGAGAUUUGAGGUAUCCUAGAGUAUGCAUGAGAUGUUCUGUACUGGACAAGAGUAACAGAUGUUUUUUUUGGUUUUUUUUCUUUGUCAUUUCCUCCCAUUUUCUAUGAUUAUGCACUGUCUGGAUGCAUACUCGGUGUGUAUGUAUGUUAUAGACUUUUCUCGGGUUUGACACUAUGGGUCCAUGCUGUUGCUGUGUUUUUCAGUUGCCGUUAUUAUUAUUAUUAUUAUUGGUUGUUUUUCUGUCUGACCGUUACCUCAUUAUGUAUUUCUAAUUACAAAUGCUUCAUUACACCAUUUUGACAUUUAACAAAUAUUUUCCUUUUCUUUUUAAAGGAAGUUUGUCCGUGGUUUUGCAGUGGCACAUGUUACAUAUAUAUAUCUAUAAAUAUAUAUAUAUAUACUGUAAAAAUCUAUGAAUAUCUAUAUACCAAAUAAAAUGC
Molecule: messenger RNA, 3598 nt
Organism: Cyprinodon variegatus (sheepshead minnow)
Lineage: Eukaryota; Metazoa; Chordata; Actinopteri; Cyprinodontiformes; Cyprinodontidae
Product: E3 ubiquitin-protein ligase RNF38-like
Exons: 12
Coding region: 930-2813 (627 amino acids)
Source: RefSeq, a predicted model, not a curated record